AUGGCAGGCGGCGCAAUGAAAUACCGCCAUCUCGGCCGCAAGUCCUCGCAUAGACAGGCUCUUCUUCGAAAUCUUGUUACGUCCCUUUUCACUCAUGAGUCGAUCACCACCACCUGGGCAAAGGCCAAAGAAGCUCAACGGCUAGCAGAAAAGUUGAUAACACUGGGCAAGAAAAACACAGAAGCAAGCAAAAACAGAGCACUGUCCGUGUUUUAUACCCCACACUCCCUGCUACCAAAACUUUUUGGCCCUAUUCGUGAGCGCUACCUGAGUCGACAUGGCGGCUAUACUCGUGUUCUACGGAUUGAACCCCGCAAACCUGAUCAAGCGCCCUCCGCCAUUCUCGAACUCGUAGAUGGGCCCCGGGAUAUGCGCUUUGCCAUGACUGCCAAAACCCUAGCUCGACGCCGAUUAGAAGGCCUAGAGGUCAAUGAGUACACAGCAAGGAACGUUAAGAAAGUCACUCAAUUUAGAAAAGAUGGGGUGGAGCAGCUGGAGAGAGAGGUUAAGAAGGCUGAGGAGCUGUUGAAGAAGACUUUGUAG
This is a messenger RNA of Ophidiomyces ophidiicola, 543 nucleotides long. RefSeq names its product 54S ribosomal protein L8, mitochondrial (gene mrpl8). Lineage: Eukaryota; Fungi; Ascomycota; Eurotiomycetes; Onygenales; Onygenaceae. The record is from RefSeq and is a predicted model, not a curated record. Bases 1 to 543 code for a protein of 180 amino acids. Gene Ontology annotation, biological process: translation. The transcript has 2 exons. Gene Ontology annotation, cellular component: mitochondrial large ribosomal subunit; ribosome. Gene Ontology annotation, molecular function: structural constituent of ribosome.